GGGCGGGGCCUGCGUGAGGGGCAGUUGCUGCUUACGCGGCGGCUUUGGCUGGAGAGGCGCAGAAAGGCGAGUCGGGUCGGCGAGUUCUUCUCGCUUGGACGUCUGCGCGGAGGUGCUGUAGCCCGGUCGCGGCGCCAGUCGGUCGGACGGUCAGCGCCGGUGCAGCGGUGAGGCAGCGCGGCUCGGUACAAGAAGAACCAGGCAGAGGCGACGGUCGCAGCAGCGGCAAAGAUGGUGGCGAAGCAGCGGAUCCGGAUGGCCAACGAGAAGCACAGCAAGAACAUCACACAGCGCGGGAAUGUGGCCAAAACCUCGAGAAAUGCCCCCGAGGAGAAGGCAUCGGUUGGGCCCUGGCUGUUGGCAUUGUUCAUCUUCGUGGUGUGUGGAUCUGCGAUCUUCCAGAUUAUUCAGAGUAUCAGGAUGGGCAUGUAAAGGAGCUGAUGUUUAAACAAGAUAAUUACAUUUCUCCUGUGAACUAUGAACUCUCAUUCCUGAUGUUUGAUAACUUGGAAUUUAAAUUUGCUGUCGUCUUGCUUCUAAAGAACUUUCCAUGUUGACCAUAUGUCAUUCCAGGUUCCUUCACAAGUCAUUCCAGGUUUUCUAGUCCAUGCCACAGUGCCUUGAAAAAGCACCACAUGUAUAAAGCAAUAAAGAGUUAUUGUUAACUUACAAUUGUGGACCUACUUAUUCUGUGAAUCAAACUCAUGCUUUAUGUUGAUAUAUUAAAGUGGAAGCAAUGUAGAUACUUAGUGGCUGCAUCAUAUGUAAACACUGAUCUUUGUUAAAUCUUCUGUAUAAAUGGAAGUGUUUUUAUUUAAAAUGGAGAAGUUAAAGCUUGUCAGAUAGUGACUGUAUGACUAGUUCAAAGCACACUCAUGCAACUCAGUUAGCGGAUGUGCUGUGGUUUUACUUAUCGAAAAAGAAAAUCUUACAUAUGUGUAGCUUAGUUUUACUGUAGCAUGUAGCAGCUUAACUCUUGAAUGAUUCUGAUAGAAGACUUUAUCCUAUGCUGCUUGGGAGAUUGUUUGAUAAAACAAUGUAAUGUAAAACCAAUUGUUUAAUUGACCAUAGAUUACAUAAAAGAACAAAGCUCUUGUCUUAAAAUGCACCAGAGGUUUCACAAAAUGCUUAGAUGUUGUUGUUGUUUGUAUUUGAGUGUCAGUGUUUCUUAUGCCAUCAUUCCUUUGAAUGAUGGGGUGGGGUGGUUGAUACACUUGGGAACAACUCAAGCUAAAGAUAGGAUAGGGGUGUAAAAUAUUACCUGGUGACCUGUUCCAUAUUAUAUUCACAAUAAUUUAUCAAGCACUAACAUGCAUGCAGCCUGAAUACUACCCAACUUCAGCUGAACAAGUUAGCAGGUUAAAUAUAUACUGCUGAGUCCAAAAUUUUAAUAUUGCUGUAACUGAACAGCAUGUUAAGUUUAAAGAAAUCAGCAGAUUGAGGUAAGAAUAAGUGGGUUACAUGUUCACAGUGUAGUCGUCAUAAAAAUGAAACGUCCUUGCCACUACUAACAGUAUCCUUGUUGCAUAGUACCAGCAAGGUAAAAGACGAAGUUUGGCACUUUUCAGGGAAUACCUUGUAAAUAGGUAAUUCGAUCACAAAUAAACUAUUCAAAGGGCUGAGUGAAAAGUUAACCAGGUAAAUGACUCUGUAAUUUGGCAGGGUUGUAUGAUAGGAGACUGGACAGCUGUAUUUCUUACCAUACAUUAUUGGGCACAUUCUGUAAAUGGGAAAUGCUUGUUUGUAAUCUAAGAACUAUUUCCAAUAAAUUUCUUUAAAAUCUGA
This is a messenger RNA of Varanus komodoensis (Komodo dragon), 1785 nucleotides long. RefSeq names its product stress associated endoplasmic reticulum protein 1 (gene SERP1). Bases 232 to 432 code for a protein of 66 amino acids. NCBI's taxonomy places the organism in Eukaryota, Metazoa, Chordata, Lepidosauria, Squamata, Varanidae. Gene Ontology annotation, biological process: endoplasmic reticulum unfolded protein response. Gene Ontology annotation, cellular component: endoplasmic reticulum. The record is from RefSeq and is a predicted model, not a curated record. The transcript is spliced from 3 exons.